Messenger RNA from Monodelphis domestica (gray short-tailed opossum), 2117 nucleotides. RefSeq names its product solute carrier family 22 member 16 (gene SLC22A16). Gene Ontology annotation, molecular function: transmembrane transporter activity. The record is from RefSeq and is a predicted model, not a curated record. Gene Ontology annotation, biological process: transmembrane transport. Gene Ontology annotation, cellular component: membrane. Lineage: Eukaryota; Metazoa; Chordata; Mammalia; Didelphimorphia; Didelphidae.
GACGAGCAGACUGGGGUGCCAGCCUGUCACCAUGUCUGCACGCCCAAGGGCUUAUGCUCCGAGCUGGGCUGGAGGUUCGGGGGGGUGGUCUCUUAGGGAGACGCCCUAGGCUGGGCUGGGCUGGGCUGGGCGGGAUAAGGAGGGAAGGCGGCUGACCAGCGCGCUCCAGGCUGCUUGUCUUUGGGUCACUCACUCUCUUGGAGCCGGCACCGGGGCAAGAUGAGUUCGCACAACUUCGAGCUGAUCUUCGACGGAGUUGGACACUUUGGCAGAUUCCAGGCAUUUGUUUACUUUGCAUCAGUCUUCCAAACCAUCUCUUGUGGCAUCCAUUACUUGGCUUCUGUGUUCAUGGCUGUUACACCCAAGUUUUCCUGUGGGGUUCUCGGGAACAUAAGUCAGAUCCUUGUGUCUAAUUCAUCUAGCCUGAAGAUAGAGGAUGCCUGGGCACUGUUCACGCCAGACAAAGAGGAUUACAUGGUGGUGCAGCUACACAAUGGAGAUGUUUGGGAACUUGCUCAGUGUAGCAGAUCCAAAAGAGAGAACCCUUUUUUUGAAUACCAAUACUAUGGCAACAAAUCUGACUUUCCCUGCACUGAUGGCUACUUUUAUGACCACACCAAGUGGAAGAGCACUGUGGUAACUGAGUGGGAUUUGGUCUGUCACCGGGAAUGGUUUGCAAAAUCAAUCCAGCCUACUUUCAUGCUUGGAGUCCUUCUGGGAGCAGUAAUUUUUGGUGAUCUUUCUGAUAGGUUAGGAAGGCGGUUUGUGAUGUGGUUCACAAGCAUUGGGCAGUUCUUCCUGGGAGUCGCGGUGGCUUUUACAUUUGAUUAUUAUAGUUUCAUAGCCGUACGCUUCCUUCUUGCUAUGGCUGCCAGUGGGUAUCUGGUGGUAGUAUUUGUUUAUGUGACAGAAUUCAUUGGAACCAAAGUGCGGACUUGGGCAUCCAUGCAUGUCCACGCCUUUUUUGCAGUUGGUGUCAUGAUCGUGGCCCUGAUGGGAUACUUGGUCCGGACCUGGUGGCUCUAUCAGAUAUUUCUUUCCACGACAACUCUUCCCUUUGUUUUAUGUUGCUGGGCUUUGCCUGAAACACCGUUUUGGCUUCUCUCAGAAGGAAGAUAUGAAGAAGCACAGACAGUAAUUGAUCUGAUGGCAAAAUGGAAUGGAACAGACCCUUGUAAUGUGUCUGACCUGCUUUCAGGGGAACAAGGUGGUGGCAUUGGCACUGCCACAGGGGACGUCUCAUCUGGAGAAAAGAAUCACAACAUACUGCAUCUGUUUUGCAAUUGGAAUAUUGCAAAAAGAACCCUCACAGUUUGGCUCACUUGGUUUACCGGAAGUUUGGGCUACUAUGUUUUCUCUUUGAGCUCUGUUAACCUAGGAGGCAAUGAAUAUUUAAACCUCUUCCUCAUAGGUGCCGUGGAACUCCCUGCUUAUGCUUUUGCUUGCAUUGGAAUGGAUAACGUUGGAAGAAGAAACACUCUGACACCAUUUCUCAUCUGUAGUGGCCUGAUUUGUAUGGUGAUUAUGCUGAUCCCUCAGCACUGCAGUGUUUUGAAUGUUUUGGCAAAUAUGGCAGGAAAAUUUGCCAUUGGUGUUGCGUUUGGCCUCAUUUACCUGUAUACAGCAGAAUUGUAUCCAACAUUCAUAAGGUCUCUUGCUGUAGGAAGUGGUAGCAUGCUGUGCCGUGUAGGAAGCGUGAUCGCACCUUUCUGUGUUUACCUCACAAGCGUGUGGGUCUUCAUGCCACAGUUGCUUGUUGGUAUUAUGGCCUUUCUGACUGGCAUGUUAACGCUGAUGCUCCCAGAAACUCUCGGGAAACCUUUGACUAACACUUGGGAGGAAGCUGAAGACCUAGGAGCCAAGAAAGUUAUUUCUCCUGCCAAAUUGCCUUCUGUACUAAAUAAUAUGGAGUCAGAGAAAAUAGAGAUGGCUAAUCAAGGGCCAGCUGGUACUCAUGGAUAGGAGAGUUUUAUAUGUUGGCUAUCAUUUGAAAAAUUGUUAACCAUGAAUGCCAUUUUAUCAGGAUCCCUCUCUCACACAUUUGUAUUUUCUCUUUUUAAUUUUAUAAGGAGUUUUUGAAAAUCUUUUCUAUAAAUAAAGAAGUUUUGUAAAAAUCA